Messenger RNA from Pichia membranifaciens NRRL Y-2026, 1086 nucleotides. RefSeq lists its product as hypothetical. Lineage: Eukaryota; Fungi; Ascomycota; Pichiomycetes; Pichiales; Pichiaceae. The record is from RefSeq and is a predicted model, not a curated record. Gene Ontology annotation, cellular component: cytoplasm. The transcript has a single exon. Bases 1 to 1086 code for a protein of 361 amino acids.
AUGACAGACGGGCAUUUCGUCGUUAUACCGGUAACAGUAGAAGAUGUGCUGUAUUGCAGUUUUUCUAGCUGGUACGCAAAAUUUGGAAAGUAUACCAUCUCAGAUGCUGCCAUUUUCAAACCAUUACCGAAAGAAUUCGUUGCUUACUUGGAAAGCGACGGAAUAGAGCUUCCGAAAGAGAACAAAAAAGACUCGGUACUUUUCCAGGAUGCAAAACCCAACAGUGAUAAUGAGUAUAGUGACUGGGAAGAGAGUGACGCCGGGAUUUUGAAAAAUAGUGAAAAGAUGAAUUCGGAUCCAACUGAACACUUCAAAUCUUUCCAUAACGAACUCAAAGAAACCAUCAAAUCUUUUGGUAGUGUUGCCCCUAAACUAAAUUGGUCAGCACCUCAAGAUUCAACUUGGAUAAUGACAGGACGAAACAUGAAAUGUUUUUCGACCUCCGAUCUCUUUCUUCUUCUCAAGUCAUCUGACUACGUGAAUCAUGACAUGUACCAUGCCUUCGAUGAGACCACUGAUUACGAUAAAGCCAAUCCUCCAAAAUUUGAGCUAGAACUAAUUUUGCGUAAGUGGGUAGACAUAAAUCCUUCUACAGAAUUUCGCUGCUUUGUUAGAGAUAGACAACUGAUCGCCAUAUCUCAAAGAGAUCUUAACUACUACUCUUUCCUUGAUGAAAUCAAAGAGGAAAUAAUGGAGAAAAUAUUCAUGUUUUUCGACGACGUUCUCAUGGGUAAGUUUGAUUGCAAUAGUUUUGUUUUUGAUGUUUAUAUACCCAAGCCACUCAAAAAAAUGUAUCUCAUUGAUAUCAACCCAUUUCAGAGAAGCACAGAGUCUUUAUUAUUUAGUUGGAACGAACUAGCAACUAUGAAACCAGCAGAUGAUGAUGUGGAUAUUCGCUUUGUUACUGAGCAUAAUAGUGGUAGGUUUGCGUCAAAAGCACAUAGUCAAAAUCAUGUUCCUGUUGAGUUCGUGAAUGCUUCUGUUGAUACGCAGUCAAUGAUUGACUUUUUGAAAAAAUGCAAAAAUAUGGAACUUGAGAAUUCAGACUCAGAUGAUUCAAGCAACGAAGAGACCGAGAGGCUUUGA